AUGGUUUGGGAAGCUGUUGCUGCAUCUGGAGUUGGAAGAUUAGUAUUUAUUGAGAGUAAUAUGGAUCGUUAUAAAUACAAAUCACUAUUGGAAGUCAAUCUGAAAUCUUUGGUGGAUGAUUUGGAGCCUGGUCCAGAAAGCGGUCUAACUAGGGAAUCAUUGAAGCUCCUAAAGCCAAGCCAUUUGGAUACAUUGAUCGACACAUCGCAGUUUGGACCAAGGGUAAUUUUUGAGCAUAAUCUGCUCAAUUGGCAAGCGCAACAGGGAAUAAAAACACAAGCCAUUCACACUGAGGCAUGCGCUUUAUUGGCAAAUGAAUAUCGUGGCGAGGAAUCUUUUGAAGCAAUACUCAGUAAGUCGGCGGGUGGAUCACAAAUCCUGAAAUACUAUGCGCAAAAAAAGUGUCUCACUCCAAAGUAUAGGAAACUUCUAGCUGCAACAGUUGCAAAUUAUUUUAUUUCUGCUGAAGUACAUCCAAACCCUAAAACAUUUGAAGCUUUCGCCAAUAAAAUUGUGGAUUUAUUUACGAGUGAAUCUAAAGAUAUAUAUUACAUUCAUAAGAAAGGAAAAAAGCCAGGUGGAUCUCUGUAUGCUAAGUACCACAGUGUAUUAUUGAAACUUAGACGGGAUGGUCUUAUUUCCAAAAGAGAUGUAGAACCAACAACAAAAGGAACGGAGAUUAAUUCUUGCGUAACAGAUUGCAUUCAAGAAAAAUCAUGGUUAAAGUAUAACGUUGAACCAUUCGAUGAAGUUCAACUAAAAUGGGAAGCGACUUUUGCUGUGCGACGACAAAUGCUACAAAAAGAUGCCAAUUUAAAUACAAUUUUAGAAGAACGGCCUCAGUAUAAGCAGAGUUUUGGACAUUUAAUGAUAGAACUGGAUUUUAAGAAGCUGUACCCCGAAAAGCAAAAUUUGUUAUUUGAUAAAUGGGAGAGCUUCUGCCAAGCGAUUCCACCUUUGCUAGAAAUUUACAUUAAAGAUUCAAACAGUUUAACUACUUGGAGGCAGUUUAAAGAAGGAAGCAUCAAUGCUGGUAUUUAAUAUGUCUUAAGCCCUCAUUUUUUUUAACAAUCUAAUUUCAGAUGCAAAAGACUUAGUCAUUUUUUAUCUUCUACACUCUGUCUUAAUUCCAACUGGCCGAACAUAUAGAACAUGCAAACAGACAAAAAAA
Anastrepha obliqua is the source of this 1171-nucleotide messenger RNA. RefSeq lists its product as uncharacterized. The record is from RefSeq and is a predicted model, not a curated record. Bases 1 to 1041 code for a protein of 346 amino acids. NCBI's taxonomy places the organism in Eukaryota, Metazoa, Arthropoda, Insecta, Diptera, Tephritidae. The transcript has 7 exons.